This is a messenger RNA of Penicillium olsonii, 1038 nucleotides long. Lineage: Eukaryota; Fungi; Ascomycota; Eurotiomycetes; Eurotiales; Aspergillaceae. The record is from the annotation of a GenBank genome assembly.
AUGGAUGUCUCCGACGAGACCGUGGAGAGAAUCCAGAAAUUCGCAGAAAACCGUCACGAAGCAGAACGUGAGGGGGCAAAAGAGCCUCUCAGUGGGACAGCCUUGCAUGUCUAUACGCGCCGGCUAGAUGCAACAUUGCAAGGAUUCCAGGAGCAAAUUAAACGCCAACAGGAGGAAUUAAACAAGCUACGAGAGCUGCACUCUAACGAUCUCUCGGGAACAAGCAAUGAUCCCUGGGCUCGCAUUUCUCAAGCCCGACGGGCCAAGAAAGCAUACGACUCACUCAUGAAGUCCGAUGACGAGCUUCCGUCAACAAACUCCGUCCUGCCUUCGCUCUUAGCUCUUCAAGAAACUUCAAAUCUAGUCCAAGAAACCAAGGUGUCAGUGAAAUUGACCGCUGAGCAGCUCUCUGUGGACCGAGAGCGCCUUCGAGUCGAAGAAGCUAAUCUCCACGACUCCCAAUCAAUCGCAAGCGGGCUUCGAGAGCGGAUUCAGCGAAUCCGCGAUGAAAGCUCGAGAAAGGAAGAACAGACUCCAGAACAGAUAGCGCGUGAACAUGUCGCGCAGCAAAAGAAGCAGAAUAAAGAGCUGGAUCGCACCUCUGCAAAACUCAAGGUGUCGCUGGACAAGUUUAUAGAUGAUACUCUUGCGCCCAUGCUCGCUGCUGAGGACCUGGGCGGCCCGACUGUUGGCGAUGAAUUCGAGGUGUCUGAUGCUACACUUAAAGCCGGUUAUACUGCACAUGGCAAGCCUAAGAAGCAAAAGGAGCCUGUUGAAGAGGAAGGUGGAUCGCAGCAACGCAUCGAUCAAUUCCUGCAACGCAAUGCGGAUGAAGCCCCUGCAAAUAAAAGGGAGGCUGCGGCGAAAGAGAUGCAUGCCCUGCUUGAUGCCAUGUUGGAGGGUGGAUCUUCUUACAUCGACCUUGAGCGUGAUUCAGCUUCAUCGAGGUUCCUAGUGAGAGCCAAGGUCGCUCAGUUCCACCCUCGCGAUGCACGACGACUCCGUUUGAUUGAUUUCGGUCGCUCGCUUGGAAAUUGA